Molecule: messenger RNA, 1083 nt
Organism: Acyrthosiphon pisum (pea aphid)
Lineage: Eukaryota; Metazoa; Arthropoda; Insecta; Hemiptera; Aphididae
Exons: 3
Coding region: 253-819 (188 amino acids)
Source: RefSeq, a predicted model, not a curated record
UACAUGAUAUUAUAAUACACGAUUGUUGAAACUAAAACGUAAUACGUAAAAAGUAAUUAAAUAAACAAUAAUUAGUUUAGUUCAAUCGAUUAAUAAUUAUAUUGGGACGAAUUACACUUUCAGCAUAACGUUGUUUUAUUUGACGUUGAUCUCUACGUUUGAUUUGAAGCGUAACUAUCCAUACCUAAUAUUAUUUGCAGCACAUAUAAUAUAUUAUCACUACCUACAUACAAAUCCAACAGAAUAAACAAAAUGAGGACAUCUUUAGUUAUUACAAUCGCAUUGUUCACGAUUUUUACUAUAUCAGAAAUAAGCUGUAAAAAUACAUGCUCACAAUUCCGAAACAAAUGUCUUGAUGACAGUGACUGUUGUUCUAACAAUUGUUACAUGGCAGGCAAUGUAAAUGACAGAUUUUGUAUGUACCCCGUAAAUACAACUGCUGAUGCUAAAGUUGAAUAUGGUUUUUGUUCAUACAACGCAUCGUUUCAUAGUGAUUCCAGCAACAAUAUUUUCAAGUUAUUAGGGAUAACUGCAGCCCACGCUAUGUUGCCAGUUGGCUCAGAAAUGAAGUUAACGAACAUGGCCAACAAUAAAACUAUAGAUGUCACAAUAAAUACCUAUAUGCAACCAAAGAACGGAACCAUUUUGCGGAUAUCCAAAGAAGCAGCACGCGGGUUAGGUGUUAAAGAUGGAGAGACAUUUCCAUGCUCUCUAUAUAUGUGUGUAGGAGACCCCGACAUUUCUACAUUUAAAAAAAUGGCUGUGUUAUCUUCAUCACUCUUUAUAGUUGUAUUCAUCAUUAUGACUUUUAUAAUAUGAUUUUAAUGUAAAAUAGUUACAAAGUAUGACGGAGUCGACAUGCUUAUCUCAUACGAUAAAUGUUUCUAUUAUAUUAUUGUUAAAUUAAUUUUAUUUUUAAAUAUCCGAUUAAUAUAAGCUAUUAAAACUGUCUGUAAUAAGUCUAUAAUUAUUAAUUAUUACCACAUUCUGAUAUUGUAAUUAUUUUCAUGUUUAUGUCAACUAGUCGUAUGGAAUUAAAUUGGAAAAUACAUUUCAUAUAUUUUAAAUAAAACACUUCAUGAC